CUGUCAACAUGACGCCCCAUUUUUAAAAGGACCACCCCUCGCUUUCUUCACCUUCUCUCAUUUCUCCUUUCUCCUUUCUCCUCGCCCCCCCUCUCCCACUUUUGCUGCCUUUCAAGCUCUCUUUUUCUCUCCUUUUGGGCAACAGAUUACCUGCCAAAUUUUCUGAAAAUCAAGCAAAGGACAGUCUCUACUGGAUAAUAUCGGCACCCAAAAUUGGAACUUGGAAGCAUGGAUGGCAGUUUCAAACCCAAUCCGUUUAUCAGUACUGAAGAAGAGAACGACAACACACAAGAACUCGUCCCUGACUCGCCUUCAUCUCCUACUUCCAACGACAUGAAGCUCUCUUCCUCUCCCAAAAAAGGUGGGGGGUUUUGUUACAGUCGGAGAUCCAUACAGAAAAGAGUUGUGUCAGUUCCGAUCAAGGACGUUGAGGUGACCCGUCUCAAGGGGGAGAGUGCUCCGCCGUCGGAUUCUUGGGCUUGGAGAAAAUACGGCCAAAAACCCAUCAAAGGUUCUCCAUACCCCAGGGGGUAUUACAGGUGUAGUAGUUCCAAGGGAUGCCCAGCGAGGAAACAAGUAGAGAGGAGCCGCGUGGACCCUACGACGCUGGUGAUCACGUACUCCUGCGAACACAAUCACCCUUUGCCCGCUUCUAGAAGCAAUAACGCCGCAGCCAAACACGCAACAGCAAGCUCGACAACAACGACGGCCGCACCAGUCGCCACCGCCGUCAAGACCGAACCGUCCACCCCACAGCCUGACACGGAACCCAUCCCUGGGCCGGAAGAAAAAUUCGCGGAUCUCGCCGACGACACGAUCCUCCCCACUGGCGACGAGUUCGCGUGGUUUGGGGAAAUGGUGACGACGACGUCGACGGUGCUGGAGUGCCCGAUAUUUACAGAGAGUAGUACAGCGGACGGGGCUGACGUCGCGAUGCUUUUCCCGAUGAGAGAAGAGGACGAGUCGUUGUUCGCCGAUCUCGGGGAGCUGCCGGAGUGCUCGGUGGUGUUUCGGCACCAGAGGAAUGUAGGACCACAGGUGGGGAUCUGCUGACACGUGGCUGCAGUCGUUGUGUUCGACGGUAUGCUUGCAUACAGUGUGCCACAAGAUUAGAAAAAAAAAAACAGAAAAAAAAGGAAAAGAAAUAUAUUUUUUUUUAAUCUUGAGUAAAUCUUUAAUCAUCUCUUUGAAUUUUUUUUUUUUAAGGAAUUACUUUUCUUUUCCUUGAUUUCGAUGUAGUAAAUGAAAUAAAAAAAAAUUGGGGGAUUCAGAAAUGCUGUCGUCGUAUGUUAUUUUGUUUGUAAUUAACAGCAUUGCCGGCUGUUUGCAGCCCAUAGUGUCGGGAAAUUUAUGUUUAUUAAUUCAGUAAUUUAUUCGAUGGGCUGGCUGCUCAUAAAAUAUGGUUAUUACA
Messenger RNA from Rubroshorea leprosula, 1411 nucleotides. NCBI's taxonomy places the organism in Eukaryota, Viridiplantae, Streptophyta, Magnoliopsida, Malvales, Dipterocarpaceae. The record is from the annotation of a GenBank genome assembly.